Messenger RNA from Zophobas morio, 1285 nucleotides. RefSeq lists its product as uncharacterized. The coding region runs from base 298 to 1230 and encodes 310 amino acids. The record is from RefSeq and is a predicted model, not a curated record. Gene Ontology annotation, biological process: snRNA 3'-end processing. The transcript is spliced from 11 exons. Lineage: Eukaryota; Metazoa; Arthropoda; Insecta; Coleoptera; Tenebrionidae. Gene Ontology annotation, cellular component: integrator complex.
UCUGCAUCUUAUUUUACGCUGGACUUCACUUCUUCCCUUAAUAAAAUUGAAACAUAUAAACAACCCGAAUUUCGUUCUGUUGAAAAUUUUAAGCGUUGUUUACCUCAACUAAAGACGAGCAUUCGAACAAAUGGCAACAGUGUCGGCCUGAAACAGUUUGUUGAGUUUUCUUCACAAAAUCUGUCAAAAACCUCUUUCGGUCACUCUCCACUGGAUAUUAUCAUAAUUUCCAACCGAUGUGUUCAAGAUUUUUCUAGUCAGCGAUUCGAUCUCUCCUUGGGCCAUAAAGUCAGUUACAUGUAUGUCAAGGACGAAGACACCAGCCUUAAGAGAAAGCAUGAAGAAAUGCACGAAGAGAUUUUUUCUGCACAGUGUUCUCAAAAUUUUAGUCAGUGCUCCAACUGGGUUAUUUACAAUUUUCAAGCAAAGGGAGAUUUGCAGUUCCAUUAUAAUUUAAUCAAACGUUUCAUUGUUAGUCUUAAUUUAAACUGCCCUUCUGCUUUAGUUUUCGGUAGUUAUUCUGCUGAAAUUUCUCUUUUUCCAAGAGCUAUACAAGUUAAUUCCUCGGGCAAGAAGCAAAUCUUUUUUAAAAAACUUAGUAUCUGCGGCUUCCUUAAGCGGGAUGAAGUGGGCCUCUUUCCUUUCAUAAGCCGCCACGCAAUUAAAUUUAAAGGACCAAAAGAUGGUCCUUUGGAAGUCUCGCUCUGCUUGGGUUUAUCAAAUUCUAAUUAUGUUGCGGUUGUUCAGUGCAGUUCGGACUGGUUUGGCUUCAUUUUGCCAGUAACCUUGGAAUCUCAGCGCACUGUGUUAGUAUUGCAUCUACUUGAGUUUGGCACUGAACUCGAGUGGUUGGGCACUUUUGAAAAUUUAACUCACGUUGAAAAUAGCAAAGAAGUCAUCUUUCGACCAAAAAAACCAUCUACCUCAAGUCGUGAUUUCAAAUCCAUUUACAACGGAGUUUAUUUUUCUGAUGACGUACUGAGCGAAUUGUCGAAAUGUCUAAGGUACUUGCACAGACUUCCAGCAAAGCUUGUGCAGUUUUAUUCCGCAGUUGACAAAUUCUUAAUUAUUGCCAAAACUUACAAACACUACUACUUAAUUGAGAAAUUUAUAAGCUUAUUAGAUCAACAUUUGAGAGAGAGCCGUGCAACUGGUGAGGCUAGAGAAGUUAUAAUAAGCGUUUCUACUAGAUUAACGCAUGAGCUUGAAACUACAUCACAUUUUACUUGAAACUUUUAUUCAUAAUUUUUAAUUAUUUUUAUCCGUGGUUUGUAAGAAGGUUAUU